This is a messenger RNA of Actinia tenebrosa (Australian red waratah sea anemone), 2845 nucleotides long. Its product is annotated as neuromedin-U receptor 1. Gene Ontology annotation, cellular component: membrane. NCBI's taxonomy places the organism in Eukaryota, Metazoa, Cnidaria, Anthozoa, Actiniaria, Actiniidae. The record is from RefSeq and is a predicted model, not a curated record. Gene Ontology annotation, biological process: G protein-coupled receptor signaling pathway. Gene Ontology annotation, molecular function: G protein-coupled receptor activity.
UUUAGUACAGGUUGACUUCGAUUUCACAUCAGAAUAGUAUCAUGUUUAAUGAAGUUCAAUUAGUCGUCGAAGACUAACGGGUAAAAAUGAGACACAUGUUGCUGAAAUAUCUCCACUAAUAACGAAACGCGAUCGAUAAGGCAGAUAUAUACUGAGUUUUAUUAGGUAUCCUUUUCUGAAAGCUGUUCCAACAAGGCCUAUCAGUGUCGUCAACACAAGCAUCGUAUCAAACAGACCCAAAAAACUUAAUCACAAAAAUUGACAACUAAAAGACUAUGGCCUUCAACAUGACGCCGUUUCUCCCAAAAAACUGUUAUUUUCUGAUAUUCAACCGUGAAGAAAUCAUGUUUGGUCGAGUCUACUAUCUGACAGCUUUUAUAUGGAGUGCACUUYUACUUAUACCUUCGGCAUUUCUCAAUCUUUUACUCCUGAGAUCACUGUACUCAUCACUUGCCUUGAGGAAGCCAUCGACUCUUCUUCUCUACARYCUCUCAGUAUCUGAUCUCCUGAUAGCCAYUGUGUUAMUACCAAUUUWUUUGACCAAGAAAGUCGCAGAGYUAACGUAUAACGUUGAACUAUUUUGUUYCAUAGGAAASCACUCAUAUUUCUUUGGGUACUUAUUUUCAGSGAGUUCCCUAUUCACAGUAACAGCCUUAUCUAUUGAUCGAUAUUUGAUCAUUCAUAAAGGCGUUCACUACACUGAGUAUGUUACCAGAACCAAGGUCACAAUCACAGUGGUAUUAAUUUGGGUCAUUUCAAUUUUUCUGAGCUCUCUUCAGUUUGUUAUACCCACAAACAGCUUGUCUACAUUAGCGGGCUUUGUUACGGCCAUAUGUUUUUUCGUUACAGCUGUAUUUUACUACAAAAUGCUGUUAAAACUACGAAAGACUAAAAUGGAAGCGAGCCAACUAUCUGAAAGUGCAACAGAAAUUUCCAGCAUACCUAGGUACCGUAAAGUAACUCGAACAAUAAUGAUUUUGUUUAUGGUAUUCAUUUUCAGUUAUUUGCCGUAUUUCUGUACUAAAAUAGUGGUGAGUAUUAUUGGGGACGGCAGAAAAGGCGUACCAUCCACAGAAUGUGUGGUAACUGUUCUUACGUUCACGAGGGCUUUUAUCAAUCCUGUCAUACUACUUUGCCGAACUUCGGAAAUAAAGGAAGCUGCGACAUUUAUAAUGAAACGGAUUAUACCUUGCUAGGUUUAUAAGUUUAAGAAAAGUCCUUUUUUGAGUUAACAAAAUGCCACUCUGUUCAAUACCAGUUUGGCAUAGUCGAUGCAUACUGCUGUUCUUUUUGCAGACCACACACUCAUUUGUACAUUUGGUACAACCGCCACCUUGUGAGCUCAGUUGGUAAGAGCAUCGGUCUGUUGUGCGAAAGGUCGUGGCUCUAACCUCGGCCGGACCAAUACUCAGGGUUCUAAAAUAACUGAGGAGAAGGCGCUGCCUUUGCAAUAAUAUCUGGAAAUGGUUAGACCUUCAGGUCUUCCCGGAUAAGGACUUUAAACCAUAGGCCCCGUUUCCCAAUCCUUCCUUACCUGCAGUAAAAUGGGGGACAAAAAAGAACCUGUUGAAUUGUUUGUGAAGAGUAGGGGAUUGUCUCCCGGUUCAACAGCCUAUCCCUGUCUGGAGGCAUAACACUAAUGUACUAGCAAAUCACUAAUGAUCGUAAGCUGGACGGCUGCUAAUAGCGCCUUAAUAUGCAGCCCGUAAAGUGCUCCUCUGGUCAUAACUGGCCCUAUAUAAGAACCUCCCAUUACAGGUUAAGCCUUUUCUAUAAGUCAGCCAUUCACGGAUACCAUUAAAAUUUCCAAACAUCGGUUAUUAUUCAAGCUGCACAUUCUUUACAUAAAUGUUGAAUUUUAUCAAAAUAUAGUUACUCUUAGGCGAAGCUAAGCAGGUGCAGAUGAGUUUUUUGUCAUAAAACACAGCGGUAUUUACCAAAUGAGAAAAGGGACUAUUCAUUGAUUACGAACUCAACAACAUUUCAGUGUCUAUGAAAUAUUCAAAUACCAACCGUAAAGUAUGUACCGAGCCUCAGCAAUACAAUAUGGAUAUUUAAUGGAAUACGCGAAUGAUUCUGCACACAAUACUCAAUUUUACAGUUCCGUUUAGUGACAACGAUUAAUAGUUCCAAUUCGACGUUGAAGUUUCCGCGCAUAGCAAUACUAUAGUUUUUAUCAUGUACGGCAACUGCAACAACGGCUUGGGACUUUUAUUUGUUGUCACUGAACGUAGAUGUAAAAUUGAGUAUUGAGGAUAAUACAAUAACUCUGAGCAAUGGAAAAUUUAAAUUCGAAACAGAAUUAUUGUAAUGCUGAUUUCAGUCAGCGUAAAAAAGUCCUCGAAUCUCAUUAUCUUCUCUAGAUGGUUGUCAAACACUGACCACAAUGUGAUGUCAUCCAGAAAGAAUUCUAUUGAAAACUUGUUGCAGUUCAGCAAUUCAGAUAAUKAAUAGUUGACUUCCGUACGGUACGAUACAGGAAAUGGCAUCAAGUGAAACAAGGCUUUAUGCUUCCUUACGCUUACUAAACCAUUUUCUUUUUUAAAUCGAUGGCGAAGGCUUAUAGAUACCAUUUUAAAAAGCUAUGUAUAUACGUCAUUUACGUCUGAAAUCCUUAGUAAGAUAGAAAAGAUAGUAAAGAUAAUAAAAAAUAAAGGACGAAAUUCCCAUUACAAAUCAUACGAAAUUAUGGUUGCACGUUAAACGGCCAUCCUAUAUCUUGUAAAUAUUUUCAGUGUUAGACUUAGUGGUGUUUGCACGAAUACGCAGUAGGUCAGUUUAUAUCUUCGUAACAUUUUCGUACCAUUUUUAUAAAAUACGUAAUAAAACAGUUCAUUUUAAAAAA